GUCAGUUCCACUGUUUUCGUUAUUCUCGUCCCUUCACUCUCUGCUCGAUCGCUCUUUUGCUCGGCCAUCAAUGGCGGGAGGGAAACCCACCCCCUCUUCCUCCUCCUCCUUCUCCGUACCCCGCUCCCUCCUCGCCCUCGCUGCCGUAACCCUAAUCUCCCUCACCUUCCUCACCCUCCGCUCCCUCCGCUCACCUCCCCAGGCCACCGUCAUCGUGGACGCUGCGGAUCCGAUCUCUUCGUCUUCGCCAUCUCCGCCCUCAUCUUCGGUUUACCACUCCCCGGAGGUGUUUCCCAUGAAUUAUGCGGAGAUGGAGCGGAGAUUUAGGGUUUAUGUGUAUCCGGACGGGGAUCCGGGGACGUACUACCAGACGCCGCGGAAGCUGACGGGAAAGUACGCGAGCGAGGGGUACUUCUUCCAGAACAUUCGGGAGGGCCGGUUCCGGACGGAGGAUCCCGACGAGGCGGAUCUCUUCUUCGUCCCCAUUUCGUGCCACAAGAUGCGGGGGAAGGGCAUUUCUUAUGAGAAUAUGACGAUAAUAGUGAAGAAUUAUGUUGAAGGAUUGAUUAAUAAGUAUCCUUACUGGAAUAGGACACUGGGUGCAGAUCACUUUUUUGUCACCUGCCAUGAUGUUGGUGUGAGGGCAUUUGAAGGACUUCCACUGCUUGUAAAAAACUCCAUUCGAGUUGUCUGCUCACCAAGCUAUGAUGUUGGGUAUAUCCCACACAAGGAUGUUGCUCUUCCUCAAGUGCUGCAACCAUUUGCACUUCCAAGGGGAGGAAACAACAUUGAAAACAGGACAAUACUUGGAUUUUGGGCUGGCCAUCGUAAUUCAAAAAUAAGAGUUAUUCUAGCCCGUGUUUGGGAGAAUGAUACAGAGCUUGCCAUCAGCAAUAAUCGGAUAAGCAGAGCUAUUGGAGAAUUAGUUUACCAGAAGCAAUUCUAUAGGACUAAAUUUUGCAUUUGUCCAGGUGGCUCCCAAGUUAACAGUGCCCGUAUAGCUGACUCUAUUCACUAUGGCUGCAUUCCGGUAAUUUUGUCAAAUUACUAUGAUCUGCCAUUUAAUGACAUUCUUGAUUGGCGGAAGUUUUCUAUUAUACUCAAGGAGAGUGAUGUCUACCAGCUAAAGUCUGUUUUGAAGUCUAUUUCUAAUGAAGAGUUUAUUGCACUGCACAACUCCUUAGUCGAGGUCCAAAAGCACUUUGAGUGGCAUUCACCUCCACAGCCUUACGAUGCAUUCCACAUGGUAAUGUAUGAGCUUUGGUUACGGCACCAUGUUAUCAAGUACUAAGCCUGAGGUCACAUACCACAUCUUUUAUGUCGUGGCUAUUCUGCACCAAGAUUGGAGACUGGAUAAAUAGACAUUUUGGAAAGCUCAUGCCGGCCUAGUCGACUGAUUGUGUUCACUGUUUGAUACAUUUUGUCACGUCUCGAGAAUUGGGCGGUUUACCCUAAGUAACAAAAUCCAAAAUUCGCCAACAAUUAGCACUCCAAUGUCGAUCUUAGCUUCCUGAAGAUACAUCUUGCUUCAUGUAAUGGAUCCAUUAGUGUGAGAAUGAUGAGAGAACAGUUGUUUUUAUGUUGAGAAGCUCUAUUCUUUUCUUUUUCUCUUGACCUGGGAGUGCUUUUUUCUCCUUUCACAGCUUGAAACUAUUUAUUUUGUUCAAUGUAAUUAUUGGUUAUCACUUUAUUUAAGCUGAUAGUUUCUCCUGUUGAUGCUUAUAAAGAUUGAUGCAAAUGCACAGAGAUUCAAUUGUUAUACUUGUAAAAACAGUUGAUUAGGAGAUCAAUGAAGGGGUGAGUUCUAUUUUGGUUCUCUCA
Molecule: messenger RNA, 1821 nt
Organism: Ananas comosus (pineapple)
Lineage: Eukaryota; Viridiplantae; Streptophyta; Magnoliopsida; Poales; Bromeliaceae
Product: probable glycosyltransferase At5g03795
Exons: 6
Coding region: 71-1291 (406 amino acids)
Molecular function (GO): glycosyltransferase activity
Source: RefSeq, a predicted model, not a curated record